Molecule: messenger RNA, 848 nt
Organism: Paramecium sonneborni
Lineage: Eukaryota; Ciliophora; Oligohymenophorea; Peniculida; Parameciidae
Source: the annotation of a GenBank genome assembly
AAUUUAUGUUUGAAAGAGAGGGAAUAUUUCGAUGUGCAUAUGAAGUCCUAUAUUAUGUGGUAUGUUUAUUCAUAGUAUUAAGUAAAUAUAUAAAAAUAAAAAUGAUAGGCUACUUUUUAGUAACUCAUUUUGAUAAAUUACCAGAACCAAAUCAAACUUUAUGUUAAUUGAUAAUUUUCACUUUACUAUACUUAUUUUAUUCAAUAACUAAAUUGGGAAUCUUGAUUAAAAUAUUUUUGAUUAUUACUACUACUAAAUUGCUCUAUUCUUCAGCAAACUCAAUUAAAAGUUUAGAAGAGGAUUAGUAAAAAGGUUGUUAGAUAAUCUUAGUAGUUAUAACAAUAAUAUUCUUGAUUAGAAUGAUUUAAUAAUGUGUAAUUGGUUUUGUUAGAGCAAGAGAAUAAUAUUUAAAUUAAACUUAAAAUUAACCACCUGAUAUUCUUAGUGCUUUAAAUUUAUUACCUCCAAGAGAUCCUUACAUUAGAUAGUCAGCAUAAAUUAUAAGUGAAGAAUAAAUUGAAAUAUUACCAGUGCUAAAAUUUAAGAUGGAGAAUGAAUUUGUUUGUUCAAUAUGCGAUAUGAAUUUAUAAAAGAAUGAAAUGGUCAUGAAAUUAAAUUGUUCUCAUAUUUUCCAUUCUGAAUGUUUAAAACCUUGGAUUAGAAUUAAGAACUCUUGUCCUAAUUGUAGAUAAUAAAUAAUUAAUCAAUUAAUUAAUUAAAAUCAUAAUUAAUAAGUUUUUGAAGCACCAUAAUAAUAACAAUAAAUAGCUGAAAAUAUUUAAAUAGAAAUUCCACCAGAUUAAAAUGAAUAUUAAGUACCUGAAAGACAGCAGGAAAUAUAAGAAUGA